AUGGGAAACAAAGGUGGUAAAAAAGGAGCACCAAAGGAACUCACACCUUCACAAAUUGCUAUGCUCAAAGCAAAUACAAAGUAUACUGAUAGAGAAAUUCGAGAGUGGCAUGCCGGUUUUCUUCGUGAUUGUCCAACGGGUAGACUUAACAAAAAGCAAUUUGUUGAGGUAUACAAAAAAUUCUAUCCACAAGGCAAAGCAGAUUCUUUCUGCAAUUUUGCAUUUUCCAUGUUUGAUGCCAAUCAUGAUGGAACAAAUGAUUUCGAUGAAUUUCUACUUGCUAUUGCUGCUACAAGUCAAGGCAGUUUAGAUGAUCGACUCGCAGUUGCUUUUGACAUGUGUGAUAUUUCGAAUGAUGGACAAAUCGAUCAAAAAGAAUUAGCUGGCAUGAUUUUGGCUAUGUACGAUCUUACGGGUGAAUCUGAUCGCAAAGGAGAUCGUGAUCCGAAGAAACGUGCCGCAGCAGUCAUUCAAAAGCUCGAUGUCGGUGGCGAUCGAAAACUGAAUAAACAUGAGUUCAUCGCUGGAUGUAAAAAUGAUCCACUCAUUCGUCGUCUGCUUGCUCCUCACGUUUAA
Molecule: messenger RNA, 576 nt
Organism: Rotaria socialis
Lineage: Eukaryota; Metazoa; Rotifera; Eurotatoria; Philodinida; Philodinidae
Source: the annotation of a GenBank genome assembly